ACAAGACUAGUAGGGGAAGAGAGAAUAAAGGCAUGGCCAGCCUUCGUUCAAGGGGCUCACUGACCACCCUCCUCCUCCUCCUCCUCCUCGUGCUCAUGGCAUGCUCAUCCUUUGCCACCUGUGGUGCGACAAGGGACUGGCAACUCGACUCAAGUCAAGCAGGAAAGAAGGGAAAUGGAAAGUCCGGCCACGGGAAUCACGGCCACCCAAAACCGAAGCCUAAGCCAUGCCCGACUCCGAAACCUAAACCCAAACCGAGCCCAACUCCACAGCCGAGUCCCAGCCCGUCUCCACCACCUCCCCGAGGAGGAGGCAUGUUCAUCGUGCUGGAUUACGGAGCUGAUGGCGAUGGGGUAACCGAUGACACCGAGGCAUUCCAGGCUGCAUGGGCAGCUGCCUGUGACGGGGCUCCAUCGAAAGUGAUUGUUCCAUCCAACUUUGAGUUCCUCGUCGGUCCAAUCUCAUUCUCUGGCCCUUGCAAGUCCAACGUUGUGUUUCAGGUGGACGGCAAGAUCAUCGCUCCAAGUAGCGGCCGGAAAGCAUGGAGCUCAGGUCUAUUACAGUGGCUUGAAUUCAGAGUGCUAAAAGGAAUCAGAAUUGAGGGCCGAGGCAUCAUCGAAGGUCAGGGCAGUGCCUGGUGGAGCAACAGCUCGUCUCUGUUAGGCUCGGAGGUCAGCGGACAGUUGCCGCACGUCAAACCUACGGCUCUGAGGUUCUACGGAAGCUCUGAUGUCACGGUGAGUGGCAUUACAGUUCGGAACAGCCCGCAGGUCCAUCUCAAGUUCGAUAGCUGCCAAGCCGUCGAGGUCACCGGUGUCACCAUCUCUUCCCCUGGAGACAGUCCCAACACUGACGGCAUACAUCUGCAGAACUCUGAGAACGUUUUCAUCCAUAACACCAACUUGAGCUGUGGUGACGACUGCAUCUCCAUCCAGACCGGAUGCUCCAACAUCUUGGUACAGAACGUGAACUGCGGGCCAGGCCACGGGAUCAGCAUCGGAGGCCUCGGCAAGGCCGACACACAGGCUUCUGUAUCCAAUGUCACCGUUCAGAACGCCAACAUCGUCGGCACAAUGAUCGGUGUCAGAAUCAAGACUUGGCAGGGCGGAUCAGGCUUCGUCAAGUGCAUAAGAUUCGCAAAGAUCAAAGUCUCAAAUGUAAAGACACCGAUCGUCAUCGACCAAUUCUACUGCGACCACAGCGAAUGCAAAAACCAGACUUCGGCGGUAGCAUUGUCGGACAUCACAUACGAUGGCAUCGUGGGAACUUACACGGUCCAGCCAGUGUAUUUAGCAUGCAGCGACGGCAAGCCAUGCCGCAACAUUCAUCUCACCGACAUACAACUUCAGUUGCUGAAACAACGGGGCCGCACGUACGAUCCUUUCUGCUGGCAAGCCUACGGCGACCUGCAAGGCCCCAUCGAACCACCCAUCACCUGCUUGCGCAGCAAAAACAAAAGAUAAAAAUAGAUGAAACUCGUCAUUAAUAAAAUUGAUUUAAAUAAUUAAAAUUAGA
Messenger RNA from Musa acuminata AAA Group (dessert banana), 1515 nucleotides. RefSeq names its product polygalacturonase At1g48100-like. Bases 33 to 1463 code for a protein of 476 amino acids. The transcript is spliced from 6 exons. Gene Ontology annotation, biological process: carbohydrate metabolic process. NCBI's taxonomy places the organism in Eukaryota, Viridiplantae, Streptophyta, Magnoliopsida, Zingiberales, Musaceae. Gene Ontology annotation, molecular function: polygalacturonase activity. The record is from RefSeq and is a predicted model, not a curated record.